GUCUAGGAAUAUGACAAAAUUGAAAGUGAAGAUGGUGAUAGUUAAAAGAAAGAAAUUAAAAUAAAUAGGCCGGGUGUUUAAUUAAUUAAGCUAGCAACAAUGGAAAGAAGUUCAUCAAGCGAUGAUAUAACAGGUUGGUUUGAAGAAGUGGCAACCAAUGCUGAGAAAGUUCAAAUGGAGAUAUUGAAGAGGAUACUUGAAAUGAAUCAUGGGGCGGAGUACUUGAAGAAAUGGCUCGGAGAUAUAGAUGUUGAAAACAUGGAUGCACACGUAUUGCAGUCACUGUAUGUAUCAAUGGUGCCAUUGGCUUCCCAUGUAGAUUUAGAGCCUUAUAUUCAAAGGAUUGCUGACGGCGAUACUUCUCCUUUACUCACUAAACAACCCAUCACCACUCUAUCCUUAAGCUCUGGAACUACCGAGGGAAGACAAAAGUAUGUACCCUUCACAACCCAUAGCUCUACCACCACUCUCCAAAUCUUCAAGCUGGCUGCAGCUUAUAGAUCAAGAGUUUAUCCCACAAGAGAAGGAGGAAGAAUUCUUGAAUUUAUAUAUGGGAGCAAACAAUUCAAAACAAAAGGUGGCUUAUCAGCAGGAACAGCAACCACACAUUACUUUGCAAGCCGAGAGUUUAGAAUUAGGCAAGAAGAAACAAAAUCAUUCACUUGUAGCCCUCAAGAAGUCAUUUUUAGUGGCGACUACAAGCAAUCCACUUAUUGUCACUUCCUUCUGGGACUCUUUUACUCUCCACAAGUCGAAUUCAUCACCUCCACCUUCGCCUUUGGGGUCGUCCAAGCACUUACCUUAUUUGAAGAUUAUUGGAGAGACCUAUGCAGUGAUCUUUCAAAUGGCACUUUAAGUCAAAGGAUCAUCACUAUCCCUAGUAUCAGGAAGUCGGUUCUUGAUCUAAUCGAACCCAACGAGAGUUUGGCAGCGUGGAUCACGUCCAAAUGUGAGGAGUUGGAGGGGUCGGGUUGGCACGGUUUGAUUCCAAAGCUGUGGCCAAAUGCAAAAUAUGUGUGUUCCAUAAUGACGGGUUCGAUGCAGCCCUACUUGGAGAAACUGAGACAUUAUGCAGGGGACCAUUUGCCAUUGGUUUGUGCGGACUACGGGUCCACUGAAAGUUGGAUAGGGGUGAACAUGGACCCUUGUUCUGCCCCGGAGAAAGUGACUUUCACCCUGGUUCCAUCGUUUGCUUUCUUCGAGUUCAUUCCAUUGUACCGCCCAAACCAUCAACCUCCUAAAGCUUGUGAUCAUACGGUUGCGGUUGCUGGUGGUACUGGCGACAACUAUUUAGAAGAUGAUCCCGUGCCUUUAUCCCAAGUUAAAAUCGGCCAACAAUACGAGAUUGUCCUUACCACCUUCACAGGUCUUUACAGAUAUAGAUUAGGAGAUGUUGUAGAAGUUGCCGGUUUUUUCAAAGGAACCCCUAAACUCAACUUUCUAUGGCGGAGAAAGCUAAUCCUAACGGUAAACAUUGACAAAAACACAGAAAACGACCUUCAAUUGGCGGUCCAAAAGGGUUCCCAACCACUUAUCAAUUCCGGAGCGGAGCUAGUUGAUUUCACAAGCCAUGCCAACAUUGUAAACCAGCCGGGUCACUAUGUGGUGUAUUGGGAAAUCAAGGGUGAGGUUAGCGAGCACAUAUUGGGUCAAUGUUGCAAGGAAAUGGAUGCAGCAUUUGUGGAUCAUGGUUAUGUUGUCGCCAGGAAAACUAACUCAAUUGGGCCCCUGGAACUUUGUGUUGUGGAACGAGGCACCUUCAAGAAGAUCAUGGAAUAUUUUAUUGGCAACGGUGCAACGAUGAGCCAGUUCAAGACUCCAAGGUGCACCACUAAUCAAGUUUUAUUAAGGAUCUUAAAUCUCUGUACCGUCAAGAGGCUUCGUAGUACUGCUUAUCAUUAAUUAGUGAUAGGUCACAUGAAGGUUAUUAGUAUAUUAUACAUACUCCAAAGUGAUAUGCAAUUUAAGUGUAAUUCAACUAUCAUAAUUAUGAGUGCUGCUUAAUUAAUUAGAACUAAAAUUGAGUUAAA
This is a messenger RNA of Erigeron canadensis, 2030 nucleotides long. Its product is annotated as indole-3-acetic acid-amido synthetase GH3.10. Lineage: Eukaryota; Viridiplantae; Streptophyta; Magnoliopsida; Asterales; Asteraceae. Gene Ontology annotation, molecular function: acid-amino acid ligase activity. The coding region runs from base 100 to 1902 and encodes 600 amino acids. Gene Ontology annotation, cellular component: cytoplasm. The record is from RefSeq and is a predicted model, not a curated record. The transcript is spliced from 5 exons.